Molecule: messenger RNA, 1835 nt
Organism: Silurus meridionalis
Lineage: Eukaryota; Metazoa; Chordata; Actinopteri; Siluriformes; Siluridae
Exons: 7
Coding region: 1019-1825 (268 amino acids)
Source: RefSeq, a predicted model, not a curated record
UCCGCAUCAGUUUCCUCGAGAAACUUGAUGAACUGACGAUGCUGAAGUCCCCGUGCGCGUAUAAAGUUGACGGGUUUUACGACUGGAUUCACGACAUGAUUAAGCUGCAAUAUAGACGUGCAAAGCGAUUCCUGAUGGAUGAUGCAGUGAAGGAAAAUAACAUCCUGCUCAGGGUUUUCCUCUGUUACUUUAUCCUGGAUUCUUUUUAGCAGCCCAACGUUUUUUGGUAAUCCAUCCGUUGUGACAUUGGCAAGUUUACUCCAAGGUAGUUUAUGUCUCUCGAUGGCAGCAGACACCAUGUUAUAUAAAUCUUCUCCCCGAGUUGUUCCCUUCAGGGACUCCAUGCUUAAAAACUCUUCCGUUAUCUCAAAACUAUCAUUAAUCCCUCGGAUGAAAAUUAGGAGCUGAGCAGUGUCUUUUAUGUCGUUUAUCCAGUGCUAGUGAAUAUAACUUGAAGGACACAAGACACCUGUCGUCUCUACCAUAAAUUUUUUUUAAAACUCGCCUUCGGAGAAAGGCUUGCUCGCUUUUGCUAAUUUGAAUGCCAGCAAAAAACUUGCCUUGGUACUCGACUCUUGAAUCGCAGUUUGCCGGUGAAAGAAAUGUUGCUGAGUCUGUAAAUUAUCUGCCAACCUCUGAGCCGUAGCCUCCCGUUCCCGUUGAAGCAGCUCACAGGGGACUACCUAUUGUGACUGUCAUUCCAACCUUUCCCAAAGAUGUCCAGGUGAGACUUGACAGAGAACCAUGUCACACAGUGCCAAAAGUACACUACAAAAUAAUAAGCAUGAUGUAUGAAAUGAUGGCAGAAUACACUUUGUAAGUAUAACCAUUAUUACAUCUUUGCUAUUACAACUGUACUACUUAAGAUCAAUUCACAAUCUAUGAACACUGUUAGACACAACCAAGAGAUUUAGAGUUUGUUUCUGCCUUUGUACUAGGUAUCCGACUAAUGCAGAGUAUAUUCAAGUUGCCAAGGCACUGAUAGUGAAAUACCCUUUCCUGAGGGAUAAGGAGGGAAAUGGCUUUCACACCUGGCACGUCUUCAAAGCGAAAAUUUAAAGCAGAACGUGCACCACUUGUCAGCGACAGUGAAGUAAGAAAGCUGAAGGAGAAGUUUGGCGAUACAAAGCAGUCCAGAUCCACCAGUGCAUCUACGAGUUUGUGUCGAAAGCCAGCUAGUGUAGCAUAUGAAACUUGUGUUGGGGAGAAUUCAACGUCUGUUGAGGCCCAUGUGAACGUUCUACAAAGUGAGUAUCAGAAGAAACAUUUAGACAUCUCGACUGUCAAAGACCGCAUGGCACGAACAUUCUCCUGGAGACGUCGAGAAAUCAUGGAAGGAAUGUCUGUGGAGGAUGUAGUCAGAAAUUACCCAUACUUAAGAACGCCUGAUGGAUUUUUUGAUGAGAUUGACCGAAUCCAUCCCUCACCAAGCAGCUUCUGUCAUCGCUUCAGAGAGGGCUUUGCUAGAGUUCUGCCAAAUGUGCUGAAACUUGCCACAGCAAAACAGUACACUGAAACAAGACAGAAUGCCCUGGCUGAAGAUCUACCAGGAAUUGACUUAAGGGCUGGUCUUAUCUUCUUGCCAUCCAUCUUCAGAGAAAAGAUCGAACACUACAUUACUAUGAAAGAGGAGGACCCUGCUACCCCCUUUCCAACAAUUCAACUGAUGGAGAAUGAUUGGAAGACGGCAAUCAUUAGAAGAGAGCACAGCGUGGUGAAGGUGGAUGGCAUGGUUGUGUGCCAGUGCACCAGCCUAGACGAGGCCUUCAUGACUGCCUUCUGCAUCCUGAGGUUUGGCCAGCUCCAGUCACGUCCCACCUCAUGAAGAUUCGGAG